UUUGUGUCCGGGCUGCGGGGGAGCAGCCGGGAUCCGCGAGCGCUGCCGGGACCAGAGCUCAGUGCUGACCGAGCCGGAGGCACGCGAUUAGACAGGAGAGCAGAGACAGGGUGUGCGACAGUAAAAUGGCGUUUCAGGCUGGACACAUAUGAUCAGACAUGGAGGCCGUCAGCGCUGUCAACGCCACACAGGACGAGCUCCGCCUCCUGCCCCUGCCUGAUGACGACCCAGGCAACCUUGGUUACCAUGACUACGACCCGAAUGCCAGCGGCGCCAACUCCCCAGCGUUGCCUCCGUUGGUGUUUGAGGGAGUGGAUUUCCCAGAAGACCCCAUUAAACUUCUGAGUGUGCAGGUGGUGUUGAUCUUGGCCUACAGCACCAUCAUCGUGCUGGGGGUUCUGGGUAAUUCUCUGGUCAUCUACGUCAUCUACCGCUUCAAGACGCUCCGAACUGUCACCAACUUCUUCAUCGCCAACCUGGCUGUCGCCGACCUGCUGGUCAACACGCUGUGCCUCCCCUUCACCCUCGUCUACACGCUGCAGGGCGAGUGGAAGUUCGGCAGCACCCUCUGCUUCCUGCUGCCCUACGCCCAAGUGCUCGCCGUGCACGUCUCCACGGUGACGCUCAACGUCAUCGCCCUUGACCGUCACAGGUGUAUCGUGUACCACCUGGAGACCAGGAUGCGUAAGGACGUGUGUUUCGGGGUGAUAGCUUUGACCUGGGUGCUGAGCGCAGUGCUUGCCAGCCCUAUGGCCAUCUUCAGAGAGUAUGGCUCCUUCACCCUGGAGCCCGGACACACCAUACAGGUGUGCACGGAGAAGUGGCCCGGCAAAAACAGGGACGGCACCGUCUACAGCAUCUCCAUGCUGAUCCUGCAGUACUUCCUGCCGCUGUCCAUCAUCUCCUUCGCCUACGCACGCAUCUGGUCCAAGCUGCGCGGCCACGUCAGCCCGGCGGAGGCCAGCGGCGGCAACAAAGCCGGCUCCGAGCGCCACCGCCGGCGCCGCAAAACCACCAAGAUGCUGGUGACCAUGGUGGUGGUGUUCGCCGUCAGCUGGCUGCCGUUCCACGCCUUCCAGCUGGCCACGGACAUCGACAGCACGGUGCUGGACAUGCGCGACUUCCGGCUGCUCUACACCAUCUUCCACGUGGUCGCCAUGUGCUCCACCUUUGCCAACCCGCUGCUGUACGGCUGGAUGAACCGCAACUACCGCGCCGCCUUUUUCGCCGUCUUCAAGUGUCGCGGGGGAGGAGAGCGGGGGAGGGGCGGGCGCCUGGACAGCAUCCACCCGGUUGGAGGAAAAGGAGGCGGCGGCGGAGGAGGAGGAGGGAGGGCGAAGAAGAUCGUUCUUGAGACUCAGGAUGUGGUUUCCACCCACUUGGACGCCACGGACGUGUGAAGGCCUCAAGGUCGUCAGAUCGGCGAGGGUGACGGAGGAGAGCCGACGAAAAAGAAGAAGAAAAACGGCUGUCAGGGAAUCUUUUGUUCCCCAGAAGACAAAAGAAGAAGAGAUUCCACACGGAGACGACGGCGAGAUAAAGAUGAGAGAAAAUAGAAACAACGGAGCAGGAGGGAGGCGGCGAGGGGAUUGAGGAGUUUUUGGAAGCCCAAAAUAGACGAGGAGGCAGAGACGAGCACGGAUUAGAAGAAGAAGAAUGACAGGAGAGGA
Molecule: messenger RNA, 1670 nt
Organism: Plectropomus leopardus (leopard coralgrouper)
Lineage: Eukaryota; Metazoa; Chordata; Actinopteri; Perciformes; Serranidae
Source: RefSeq, a predicted model, not a curated record